Messenger RNA from Acaulospora morrowiae, 169 nucleotides. The record is from the annotation of a GenBank genome assembly. NCBI's taxonomy places the organism in Eukaryota, Fungi, Glomeromycota, Glomeromycetes, Diversisporales, Acaulosporaceae.
GAGCAUAACAGAAAACACUUCCGCGGGAACCAAUGGUGCGGGCGGGGACAGCGUCGGGAGGAAAAAACAAUGUAUUUUACAUUAUUUCCCCACGUCUGUCACACGAGAAUCGAUGGAUUUAUCCGCUCCGCAACUUCCGGUUACGUAUUACUGCUGUGUGCCAAUUUAA